This is a messenger RNA of Microthlaspi erraticum, 315 nucleotides long. The record is from the annotation of a GenBank genome assembly. NCBI's taxonomy places the organism in Eukaryota, Viridiplantae, Streptophyta, Magnoliopsida, Brassicales, Brassicaceae.
AUGGUUGAGAUCUUUGAUCCAACAUAUACAAGAAGCCAGCGGAGUAUCUACAAAGAAAGAGCCAACAACAUCUACGAAGACAAUUCUGCAUGUGUCACUCAACUCAAAGAAGGCUAUAUCAAGAGCGACAGGACAAAACACAUCCCUCCAAGAUUUUUCUCCUACACUCAAGAACUUGAGAAGAAUCAAGAAGUGGAUAUUCAGUAUGUUCGCUCAAGUGACAAUGCAGCUGAUCUUCUUCACAAAGGCGCUUCCUACUACAGUGUUCAAGAAGCAUGUUCAAGUAUUGGAAUGCGUCGUCUUCAAGAUUUGUGA